Messenger RNA from Leguminivora glycinivorella, 1878 nucleotides. RefSeq lists its product as uncharacterized. Bases 226 to 1584 code for a protein of 452 amino acids. Lineage: Eukaryota; Metazoa; Arthropoda; Insecta; Lepidoptera; Tortricidae. The transcript has 6 exons. The record is from RefSeq and is a predicted model, not a curated record.
GCUCUCAGCAGGUGUUCUCAUGUGCGUCUGGUCCUGGUGCAAGCUGAGUCACACGUCUGUGAAAGUAAAAUUAUAAAAUACAGUAUUUUGUUUCCUUAUACCUAUCCUAGCCUAUUAUUUUAUUGUGGCUUUGAAAAUCGUGUUAUGUUCAUUAUAAUUAACUCUGAAGAUAAAACUUCAUUCAAUCAACGUUAAUAUAAUUUCGAAAGGUAAACCGACACAAAGAUGAGCGAUGCAUGGCGCACAAAGGCAGAUGUCCUGAAAGACCUGAGCGAGGUGAACGGCCGCCGGACAGGGAUUGAACACUUGGACCAGCAUGUUGUUGCCGGGGAGCGGCCACCGCCUAUCCACCAUGAAGCACCUGAUGAGACCGAGAUGAGCUACUUCUUUGGUCACGGGGCGUCCGGAGACAGCGGCGCGGAGCCCGACCUGGCCGGCAUCUCGAACAUGCUCAAAAUGGUGAGUGACUUGGACGACACCAGGGACAAUAACGAGCCCCUGACACUCUUCAGAAGCAGAGAAACGGACGAAAUUAGAAUAAGCAAGCUAAACCCUAACGCCGGAGUGUAUGUUCCUGGUACUGGCUUGAAAUAUAACAAAAAUGCUCCAAAGCAAUCUCCAAAGAAAAGUAAUAAAACUAAUAAGAUAGCCAGUGAAAACAAAGAUACAUCUAACUCAGAUCUUAAUGGAACAAAACAAAAUGGUUUACCAACGUUUAAUAAUAUGUUUAAGAGCAAAAGUGUUAAAGAUAAAGACAAAGAAAAAAACGAUUCAACUUGCGAAGUAAAACAUGAACCAAAAAUCAAUAAUGUUAAUAUGUUUAAGAGUAAAAGUGGAAAAGUUGAACAAGCAACUGAAUCAAAUACAAAUAAUGUGCAAGAAAGUACAGAGAAUAGGGAUAUAAAUAUACCGAAAGGAAUUCCAAACGGUUUUCCAAAAACACAAAUAGAAACUAAAGCGGAAGAAUUAAAAGAGCUACAAGACAAACUUAAAUCUACAAUCAUAGCAUCUUCAACUGACAAAUCUUUACAAACGAAACGACAGAAGAACGUAGCCAUAGCGACUUUGCUCAAACUCGGUGUCGUUCCGGACAAACAACCAGUUCUAAUCAAGCCAGAUUAUUUUAAGAAGUCUCUUAAUGAAAAAGGACUAGAUAAUGAAGUAGUAAAUGUAGUUAGUGAAGUAAAAGAUUUGCCAUCGACGUCUAGCAGUGAAACGAACGUGAAUUACAUAGAACAGGACUCGAUAUCGAAGGUGAAUGGUUGGUUCAACAGUAUGGAGUGUCCCAAGCCUAAACCGCAGUUGCAGGAGCCUUUGGCGUUGAAGGAUAAGAUUACGUUUAAGAAGAAGACGACUUCGAGCGUAACAUCUCGCAACACAAGUACCCCAGAGCCGACCAAAGACCGAGAACUCAAGCCGUUCAAGCCAUCGAACUACGCCAGCGAACUUCUCAAGAAAUACGAGACCAACGCACAACGGGAGCAGCCCUUAAUAGAAGACUUGGGGACCAGACUUGAAAGGCAAUGUAAAGAAAGGGAUGAAAUCAUUAGACAGAAGAUGCUGGCUAGACAGAACGCUGGAUAAUGUUUAGGUACGGAGCGAAAGAAUUUUGGGCAUAAACACGACGAAAUCGAAAAAUAUGGAUUACUUAUAGGUAAUACAAAGUAGCAUAAUUUUAUUUUAAUAUUUUAACAAUACUUUUGUAUUUGAUUUUUUUUAUUUUCUAUUUAUUUCAAAAAGUAUUUUACCAAAACUUAAAAUGUAAUAAUUCGUACAUUUGAAUAUACAUUUUGCAAUUUUUCUUGACACAAUGUUAUUAUUAUUUUAUGCUACGAUUUUUUACAAUGGACUGAGAUAAUGCAAUGUUUUUUUUAAUUU